Ramularia collo-cygni is the source of this 948-nucleotide messenger RNA. RefSeq names its product related to levodione reductase. The coding region runs from base 1 to 948 and encodes 315 amino acids. The transcript has 4 exons. Gene Ontology annotation, molecular function: oxidoreductase activity. NCBI's taxonomy places the organism in Eukaryota, Fungi, Ascomycota, Dothideomycetes, Mycosphaerellales, Mycosphaerellaceae. The record is from RefSeq and is a predicted model, not a curated record.
AUGACUUCUGCACCGAAGAAGAGGCUCCAGGCUCUGUCAGAGCACCUUGUCAACAGACCGAGAUCGGUUGGCAAUAGCUUCGAAGACCUCCCGAAUAUCCCCAUGGUUGCAGGUGACUCCACCGGACCACGAGUCAAGGAUAAAGUGAUUAUCAUAACCGGCUGCAACUCCCCACUCGGAAUUGGUCGAGCGUCAGCUCAUCAUUUCGCCAACAAUGGUGCCAAAGCAAUCUACAUCUGUGAUCUAGCGACUGAUCAUCUCGAUAAACACAAAAGAGAGAUUGAAUCAAAGUACCCGGGAGUCGAUGUCCAGCCACGGAAAAUGGAUGCCGGAGAGGAGAGCGAUGUCGAAAAGGUAGUGAAUGAAGUGUUGGAGAAGUAUGGAAGACUAGAUGUCUUCUUCGCCAACGCAGGAAUCAGCGUAACAAUGGGCAGUGUUCUGGAAGCUUCCUCAGAAGACUUCAUGCGAACCAUGAAGAUCAACUCGCUUUCCGUCUUUCUGGCMGUCAAACACGGUGCGCGUGGAAUGCUCAAGACAUCAGAUGUCAAGCCCUACCCGGGAGGCUCCAUCGUGGGCGUUGCAUCUUCUGCGGGAAUGCGUUCCAACGCUGGCGCUACGGAUUACUCGGCCUCCAAAGCCGCUGUGAUAAGCAUAAUGCAGACAACUGCUUUCCAGCUCGCGGGGACCGGAAUUAGGUGCAAUGCCAUAUGUCCUGGAAUCAUCGAGACUGGUAUGACUGCUCCAAUGUAUGAGAUGGCGAGAGCCAGAGGUAGUGAGAACAAGAUUGGGCAGUUGAACCCACUCAUGAGGGGAGGCGUGGCGGAUGAGGUGGCGAGAGUUGCAUUGUUCUUGGGCAGCGAUGAGUCGAGUUACGUGAACGGGCAGGCAUGGGCUGUCUGUGGAGGACUCACUGCAGGGCAUCCUUUCGUACCCGGAAAGAUUGCUUGA